Osmerus eperlanus (European smelt) is the source of this 2940-nucleotide messenger RNA. Its product is annotated as arrestin domain-containing protein 3-like. Gene Ontology annotation, cellular component: plasma membrane; cytoplasm. The transcript has 7 exons. The record is from RefSeq and is a predicted model, not a curated record. Gene Ontology annotation, biological process: protein transport. NCBI's taxonomy places the organism in Eukaryota, Metazoa, Chordata, Actinopteri, Osmeriformes, Osmeridae. The coding region runs from base 235 to 1791 and encodes 518 amino acids.
UCAAUCUAAAGCGUUAAACCGCUCCAGCCAGAGUCAUUAGUCAAGUCAUUAGCUUGCAUUUUAUUUUUAUGAUUUGAAAGAGCCAGCCAUACUGACUUAGUUAUUGAAUUGCUCUAUGAUUGGCCUGCCUAUGCCGUUCGGGGUCGUUACAUUUUCUGCGCCACGCCCACGGUUAGACUAUACUUCCCAGAAGACUUUCAAAGACAACAUUUGUUUUCGUUUUCCUCUUCGAACAUGUCGACUGUGAAAAAUAUUUCAGUGACAUAUGAUGCCAUCAAUGAAACUAACACCUUUUCCAGCGGAGAUUCUAUUUCGGGACGGAUAACAGUAGAAUUAGCAAAGGACUGCACGAUCAAAUCUCUGUCAAUUAAAGCCAAAGGGAAGGCAGAAGUUUUGUGGACAGAGAGACAUGGUCAAACUACUGUAGUGUACCAUGCUAAAGACAAGUACUUUAGUAUGAAACAUUUUAUCAUUCAAGAGGAAAGGGAAGAAGGAAGUGACUAUCAAACCGUAACAACGGAUGAAAGUGGAAAAGCAUAUUGCAAUGUGCUAGCUCCAGGGUGCCAUGUGUAUCCAUUCACAUUCCAGAUCCCUCCACAAGAGAUGCCAUGCUCCUUCAACAGCAGCACAGGUAAAAUUAUUUACAUACUGGAAGCCAGGUUGAGCAGAUCAAUGAGGAUUGACAGCAAAGCUGUAACAGAGUUCACCUUUUUCUCAAAGACUAACAUCAACAGCAUCCCUGAAAUAAUGAGUCCUCAACAUGGCUCAAAGGAUAAGAAGAUGAAGUUCUUCACCUCAGGCACAGUGGCCAUGGACAUCAACCUUGAGAGGAUGGGUUACUACCAAGGAGAAGGCCUAAAAGUGAUGGCCGCCAUUCAGAACAACUCCAGUCGUGAGAUUAAGCCAAAAUAUUUACUGUACCAGAAGCACAGCUUCUUUGCAAGGGGAAAGAGGAGGCUCAACACCAAAGACAUCCUGAAAGAAGAAGGAGAGCCAAUCUCUCCUUCCACUAAUAAGAACGUCACCAAGGUCCUCAACAUCCCUCCUGACAUUGGUGUUUCCAUCCUCAACUGCAGCAUCCUCAAAGUGGAGCACAGACUCAGGGUCUACUUGGAUGUACCCUACGCUACAGACCCAAAGAUCAAGUUCCCUGUGGUCAUCCUCCCUGCAGCCCAGGCUCCUCCUGGUCAGGGGGAUCUGCCUCCACCUUACCCAGGAUUUGGUGUGGAUUCCUUUGGGAACCCAAACCAGCCUUCAUGGAACAGCUCACCUUCUGCUCCACAGUACCCAGGAGCCUCACAGUACCCAGGAGCCUCACAGUACCCAGCAGGGAAGCAGUUCCCAGCAGGGCAGCAGAACCCAGGAGGGCAGCAGAUCCCAGGAGCACUGGUGUUCUCAUCAGCCCCACAGUUCCCAGCAGCCCCACAGUUCCCAGCAGCCCCACAGUUCCCAGCAGCCCCACAGUUCCCAGCAGCCCCAGAGUUCCUAGCAGCCCCACAGUUCCCAACAGCCCCACAGUUCCCAGCAGCCCCACAGUUCCCAGCAGCCCCACAGUUCCCAGCAGCCCCACAGUUCCCAGCAGCCCCACAGUUCCCAGCAGCCCCACAGUUCCCAGCAGCCCCACAGUUCCCAGCAGCCCCACAGUUCCCAGCAGCCCCACAGUUCCCAGCAGCCCCACAGUUCCCAACAGCCCCAGAGUUCCCAGCAGCUUCAGCCUCAGGCACCUCUGGACCCCCACCAAGCUAUGGAUCCGUUUACCCAUCCUUGUUUGAUUAUGAACAUAAAUCAUAAUGAAAUAGGUACUUUUUUACCCUUCAUAAACACUGCUCACACAAUAUUGCGGCAAAAAAGCCCCCUCAUUAUGCCGGCUUUGCUUGUUAACACUAAACCAAACAAAGCCGGUAUAAUACCGCCUUGUGUGUGAUUUUACAUUUAGUCAUUUAGCGGACGCCCUUAUCCAGAGCAACUUACAUCUCCCCGAGGCAAGUAGGGUGAAGUGCCUUGCCCAACGUCAUUUUCCAUGGCCGGGAACCGAACCGGCAACCUUCUGAUUAAUAGCCCGAUUUCCUAACCGCUCAGCCAUCUGACUCCUCAUUUUCGAUAGCACGCCGGUGUUCAGGAAUCCGAGGCACGACGUUGGUGACCACCUCUGCUGGUGUAAUGGUGCCAGUACAAGAAUGAUUCCCCAUUCCUUGUUUGUGCCUUUUAUACAGGAAUGCGAGGCGGCACAAAGAAACAAUUUUCGUCUUCAUGACGCAUUUUUUGACUGAUGCGACUUAUACUCCGGAGCAAUUUAUAGUCCGAAAAAUACGCUAUUUGCUUUUAUACAUCAGUGAAUCUCACUGUUUAUAUCUCAUUGUUUUAAUUUCAUCUCAUAAACACUAGUUUGUGUAUGUUGUAACUCUUGGUUUGUGUUCAAAUUUGGGUUAGGGUUAGUUUUGGGUUAUUUUCAUAAUAUUCCUAUUCAAUAUGUAUAACAUGCUGUAGGUGCUAUGUUAACCCUUGUGCUGCCUUCGGGUCACAUGACCCAAAGGUUCAUAACGAACCAUCGUUGUGUUUACCCAAUUUUACCCAAUACAAAAACAAAUAAAAAUAAUUUUAUUUUAACCUUCGCAAUGUGGGGGGUCUAAGACAGCCCAACGGUUAAAAGAAAAUGCUUCACUUUGUUUUUGUAUGCGGUAAAGUUGUCGCAAUACGAUGGUGGGUCACAAUGACUGAUGGGUCAGAAUGACCCGAAGAUAACACAAGGGUUAAGGUACGUCUCAGAACUGAUGUUUGUGAUGGAAUUCAAAAUACCGUCGACUAUAUGAAAGUGUAUGCAUGUACAAAAUAAAUAUAUAUUUGUAUUAUCAUACAAAAAUGUCACUGAAAAUCACAUUUAUUCGGGGCAAGUUUAAGGUUGUUGUUAGCUUGACCACUGAAGAGCAGUUCCAGAUACUC